AUGAAUAGAAAGAAGAAGCCAAUCAAGAAACCUUCCCAUCAGAUAUGGAUGGGUGAUUUGGAGCCACAAUGGACUGAACAGUCUAUCAUUAAGAUCUGGAAUAGUAUAGGCGAAGCUCCCAUAUCAGUAAAGAUCAUAAGAGAUAAAGAAUAUUCAAAACCUAUGUACUGUUUUGUAUCAUUUGUAAAUGCAGCAGCCAUGAAUCUGGCUCUAUCCAAGAAUGGAAUGCCCAUACAAGGUACCACUAAGAAAUUACGAUUGAAUCAUGCUACAGGUAGUGUAGCUACAUCAGUGAAGGAUACGAAAAGCGAAUUCACCUUAUAUUUUGAAGGGGAAUUAAGUGAGACUGCGGUGUUUGAUGUGUUUAAUAGUAAAUAUCCGACAUCAGUACGUCAGGUGAAGAUAUCUAACGGUAAUGGGUUAAUCAAAUUUAAUUCUAGUGCUACACAACAGAUAGCGUACAAGGAAAUGAGUAACAUAGUUAUUGAUGGGAUAAAAUUGAAACUUUCUACUACACAAGGUUCGACCAAAGAAAAUGAUCUGUUAAAAUCCAUUCAACUUCCUCAUCAUCAACCACCACUCAAUAAGUAUACUGACCCCAAUAAUUCCACAGUAGAGGUUCGAGGGUUAGGUGGGAGAUUCACUGAACAAGAGAUUGAAGAUCAUUUCAACUUUGGUGAUAUGAUAUUCAUAAAAUUAUCUUCUGAUUUCACCUCAGCUAUUAUUUGUUAUAGAUUUAGAGAAGAUGCUGAACGAGCUAUACUUUUACUCAAUCAUUCUAUCAUUAAUGGAUGUGAGUUACAGGUAAAUUGGGGCCAAAUAGAUAAUGUUCCUUUGAAUACCAAUCCUCAAUUAUCAAAGAAUCCUGAAAUCCCUGUAGUUUACGGAUUCAAUUCUUUCACAAGGUUCGACAAGUUGAUAGCGGAAUCAAUCAAUGAUUGGAAACAAAGUGUUUAUGAACCAUCAGAAACUUCUCACUAA
This is a messenger RNA of Yamadazyma jaroonii, 981 nucleotides long. Lineage: Eukaryota; Fungi; Ascomycota; Pichiomycetes; Serinales; Debaryomycetaceae. The record is from the annotation of a GenBank genome assembly.